This is a messenger RNA of Mercenaria mercenaria, 2392 nucleotides long. Its product is annotated as probable thiopurine S-methyltransferase. Lineage: Eukaryota; Metazoa; Mollusca; Bivalvia; Venerida; Veneridae. The coding region runs from base 133 to 885 and encodes 250 amino acids. The record is from RefSeq and is a predicted model, not a curated record. The transcript is spliced from 9 exons. Gene Ontology annotation, molecular function: thiopurine S-methyltransferase activity.
GACUGCGCAUGCGUAAAUAAUUUUAUGAAUGAUUAUAUACUGCAGUUUGUCGCAUCUCUCAUUUAUAUGAAUUAGAUAGUUUAUCGAUAUACAUUAAUCUAAAGUGCGUUCGUACUGAGUAGGAUUAAAGCAAUGUCAAGUGGACCAAACACAUCGAUAAUCAUGGAUGGAAAGCGGAAGCUGAACCAGUUUGGAGACUACACUGAUGUCAGUAACAUGACUGUAGACGACUGGGACUAUCGCUGGUCACUAGAUCAAACAAAAUUUCACAUGCCAGUUGUCCACCCAAUGCUCAAAAAACACAUACAAAAAUUGACAUUGGGGAAGAAUCGACAAACAGUAUUUGUUCCACUUUGUGGAAAAUCGUUGGAUCUGAAUUGGUUGAUAGAGCAGGGACAUGAUGUGGUUGGAAAUGAAUGUGUCGACGCAGCCUGUAAACAAUUCUACGAGGAAAACAAAAUACCUUAUACAACAGAAAAACUUAAUGGAAUUGAAGGAGUAUUAUACAAGGCAACUGAUGGAAAGUCGAUUAAAAUAUACAGAUGUGACUGUUUUGAUCUGUCAAGCAAGUUGUGUGGUAAAUUUGACUGUAUUUGGGAUCGUGGUGGAUUUGUUGCUCUUCCAGUAAAGGAGAGAAAACGGUACGCUAAUGUUAUCAAGAGCCUUAUGAAGCCCGACUGUCGGUACCUGCUCGACUGCUUCUUGGUUGAUAAUACCACGUUUGGAGGUCCGCCUUUUAAUUGCACGGAAGAAGAUGUUUCAAAAUGUUUCGAACAAUUUUGUGGCAUACAAAAAAUAGACGUCAAAAAUGCUUUCACGAAAUGGCAGGAAUCUUGGGGAAUAAAGACAUUCAUUGAAGAAGUUUACAUGCUAAAACCAAAAUAACAUUAGAAAUGUGGUCGUUCAACAACAAGAGUCAGCAGACGACUUGUUAAAGCUACCAAUCUUAAGUUUUUAUUUAUUAGAAACUUAUUCUUCUCUCGUCUCACCUUUUUUAAGAACACAAGCAAAAUAUAAUAACAACAUUAAGAGUGAAAAGGUGUGGGACCGUCUAGUCAGAGUCUUUGUUAUAAAACCUAUUUGACUGCCCAGUUUCUGACCCAAAAUAAAGCUACCUAUUAGUCUUUGCUUUAAAUUUUGUAAUAGAAUCUACAAGAUUUUUGUGUGAAAUAAAAUUUGAUGUAUUUGAUAAUGUACACGCAAACAUAACGUUUCGUCCAAAUCUUGGAUACAUAGGUCUCCUCUUAAAAUCAACAGGAGAAUUAAGUAUGUUAAUCCGUUGUGAUCACCUUAACCACAACCUCGUUUAAAUUUCAUCAGCAGAACCAUUCCCAAUCAACUUUCUCUGGAAACUAUAACACAAACUUUUGUGUUCCUGGUAGAGAAGAAACUAUCUCCUUAUGUAUUGCUUACAUACCUCAUCAAGGACCCUUUUUGAGAUUGUAUUGCUUACAUACCUUAUCAAGAACUCGUCGAUAUCUUCAUCCAUCAUCUGCUGUCUCAGUCUCUGAAAACUCAACAUAUGAAGUUGUCUCUCUGUUGCUUAGGAAACUGUGUGAAACAAUGGACAUUAAUUUUAGAACAAGUGAAACGAUAGACACCAAUACAACUAUGGAUUGUGUCAGAAAUUGUGUAAUAUUAUGUAAAUUUUGUAUGCAAUGCUGCAACUGUAAAUAACUAAAAUGAACACAAACAUUUCUAAGAAGAUGCAUUUUGGUGUCUUCAUGACAUAAAUGUCGCCCCCAAGCAGCGUUUAUUGAGAUUGUCUAUCCGCCGUUGACAUGUCAUUCAUGAUCCUGACAAGUAUGCAUAUGGAAAAUCAGUUUUCUUCGACUUAUGAAAUAAUUUGUAAUACUCUUUUUCAUAGAAAUAUGAACAUCUCUUUGAGACGUGUAAGUGUUAUGUUCCGUCUUAACAAAAAUAUCUGUAAAAUAGUUUUCUAUGACCGGGGAAAAACAUUUCAAUGUGCAUAUGUUUAUGAAUUCAUUUCUGUCUGUUCAGUGGGUGGAUUCUUAGUAAAACUGCUAUUGAGGACCCGUACAUGAACGUUGUAUAAACAUAAAUGUAUGGCUUAUAGUAUUCAGUAAAUUUUGAUAUCCUUAUUAAAAGAAAUAGUUUUUUUUUUUAUUUUUGAGUUACCGAUAACCAAAGUAAAUGGUACAUAUUAAAUCAAAGCACAGAGGUUGAUGAUACGUAGUUGAUUAAAUGGGUAAAUGGGUAGAUAGGCAAAUCAAUUAGUUUUUUUUUUUUUUUGGUUUUUUUUUUGGUGAUUUUAAAAGAAAUUUGUAGUGUAUGCGAAUAUAAUGAUAGUGUGAUAUUUUUCAUCUUUUAUUUGUCAUUUACUUUUGUUUUGUAAAUAUUCAGGAGCAAUAAAAUGAAAUCUUACUGCUUA